Molecule: messenger RNA, 2025 nt
Organism: Arabidopsis lyrata subsp. lyrata
Lineage: Eukaryota; Viridiplantae; Streptophyta; Magnoliopsida; Brassicales; Brassicaceae
Product: gamma-glutamyltranspeptidase 2
Exons: 7
Coding region: 181-1914 (577 amino acids)
Biological process (GO): glutathione catabolic process
Cellular component (GO): plasma membrane
Molecular function (GO): glutathione gamma-glutamate hydrolase
Source: RefSeq, a predicted model, not a curated record
AAUGAAGGGUUUUACAUUCAUAAUUUACCUUCAUUUUGGAAAGCGUUUUACAUUGAUAAUUUACCUUCCAUGAAAAGCUCAGAUGAGAGUUUGACCACAGGUCUUAUUAAUACUCGUCUGAACAAACUCUUGUCCCUAAGGACGAAAGAAGAAGAGACCUUCUGAGAUAGAGACAUCCAUAUGAAUUCAAUGCUGCUUGUUCGUACUGCGACGGUCGCUCUUCUUCUAAUCGCGUUUCUGCAAAACGCUAAUGCUGAGAAAAAUCAGCAAAGUAUUGUUGCGUAUCACGGUGCGGUUGCGACGGACGAUGGGCGGUGUUCUGAAAUCGGGACGAAUGUUCUUCGUCAAGGAGGAAACGCGAUUGAUGCGUCGGUGGCUGCUGCUCUUUGUUUGGGCGUUGUCAGUCCCGCGUCUAGCGGUGUAGGCGGUGGAGCGUUUAUAGUAAUCAAACUCGCUAAUGGCGAAGAAAUAGCUUAUGAUUCUAGAGAAACCGCUCCUCUAAGCGCCUCUGAGAAUAUGUAUGGUGGUAAUCCUGAGCAAAAGAAGAAAGGAGCCUUAUCAGUAGCCGUUCCCGGGGAAGUCGCUGGUCUAUUCACGGCUUGGACAAAACACGGGAAGUUACCAUGGAAGCAGUUAGUGGAACCCGCAGAGAAACUUGCAGCUGAAGGUUUCGAGAUUUCAAAAUAUCUCUAUAUGCAGAUGAACGCGACUAGAAGCGAUAUCUUAGCAGACAAAGGUCUCUCUGAGCUUUUUGUUUCAAAUGGAGAGCUCAAGAAACCAGGGACGAUUUUCCAGAACCCAAAAUUGGCUUUUACACUAAGCCAAAUCGCUGAAUACGGUCCAAAAGCGUUUUACAAUGGCACGGUUGGGGCUAACCUAGUGAGUGAUAUACAAAAAUCAGGAGGAAUAAUCACUUUGAAAGAUUUGCAGAAUUACAACGUUAAGGUUAAAGAACCAUUAUCUGCGGAUAUUCUUGGAUACCGAUUACUCGGCAUGCCUCCUCCUUCAUCUGGUGGCCCUGCAAUGAUGCUUAUUUUGAACAUUCUUGCUCAAUAUGGUAUUCCAUAUGGUGUUCACGGCGCCCUCGGUGUUCAUCGACUAGUUGAGGCUCUCAAACAUGCAUUCGCGGUAAGAAUGAACCUCGGGGAUCCAGAUUUCGUCCCUGAUGUUACCAAGGUUGUUUCAGAUAUGUUGUCUCCAAAGUUUGCGCAAGACUUGAAGAGCAAGAUAAACGAUGAGAAGACCUUUGGUCCAAAAUUUUACGGUGGCAAAUGGAAUCAGAUAAAGGAUCAUGGGACGAGCCAUUUAUCGAUAAUAGAUUCGGAGAGAAAUGCUGUUUCAAUGACUACUACAAUCAACGGAUACUUUGGGGCAAUAAUGCUGUCUCCGAGCACUGGAAUUGUUCUAAACAACGAAAUGGACGAUUUCUCGAUCCCAAUGAAAUCCGGAGGUGGCCCAGAUGUGCCGCCACCGGCACCAGCUAACUUCAUCCGUCCGGGGAAACGACCUUUGUCAUCUAUGACUCCCACCAUUGUACUCAAGGACGGUAAAGUGAAAGCAGCACUGGGUGCGAGCGGAGGAAUGUUCAUCAUCGCCGGUACAACAGAAGUUUACUUGAAUCAUUUCUUCCUCAACAUGGAUCCUCUCUCUUCCGUUGUUGCUCCAAGAAUCUACCACCAGCUGAUACCGAACAAAGCUUCGUAUGAGAAUUGGACGACAGUGUAUAAUGACCAUUUUGAGAUUCCUGAAGAGACAAGACUUGUGUUGGAGAAGAAAGGCCAUGUCCUAAUGCCGAUUGCCGGAGGGACGAUUUCUCAGUUCAUAGUUGAAGAAUCCGAUGGAAGCUCCGGUGGAAUGAGUAAGCUUGUGGCGGUCAGUGAUCCAAGGAAAGGAGGGUUCCCUUCAGGAUAUUGAAAUUUGGAUUUGACUUUGUUUUCCAUUAUAUAUAAUCAUCGAACUUGUGAUGACUAUUAACCUUUUAUUCGAUGAAUAAAAAAAACAAUAAUAAUUUUUUUUCUGCGAUAA